AUGAUCCGUCCCUUUGGCCGCCGGUCCUGGAGAAAUGUCUCUGUGGUGCUAAUCUUCAGCGCCAUCGUUUCUCUUUUUGUCAUCAAAAUGUUGCCGCUCUGUAACCCGCUGCCGUCGUACUCCGGCCCGCAUCAGGUCGGAAUUAUCGAUGUAGAAGCGGAUUGCGAGACGCGGGUACUGCAUCCCGCGGUGUUGAAGGACGGGGGGGAGAUAGCGUUGAAGCUCGAAUCCGUCUUCUUCACCCUCUUCUACCCCGCGACACCAAACCCCGGGCAUGUCCACUGGCCGCCAAAACACUACUGGGUCCCCCGCCCCCUCUCCCUCGUCGCCUCCGGCUACGCCCGCCUCGCGCACAUUUCCUCCUCCAUCCUUCACCGCGUUUUCACCUUCGGGUUGUGGCUCUUUGCCGGCGCAACCACGAUUCCCGCACAUGCGGAUGCCCCCAUUCUGUCCCGCCUCGAGCACGAGCUCGGGGGGUUGAAAGAUGGGAGCGUGGUGACGAGCCCGUUACUCAAAGAAAGCGCCGGGCUGCCGGUGAUUGUGUUCUCGCACGGCAUGGCGGGGAUGCGGACGAGCUACUCGCAUUACUGUGGGGAGUUGGCGAGUCGUGGGUAUGUGGUGGCGGCUAUUGAGCAUCGAGAUGGGAGUGGGCCGGGGAGUGUGGUGAUGACGGCGGAUGGGAAGGAGAGGGAUAUUCUGCAUAUUAAUAUGGAUGAUAUAGUGUCCGAUCCACCCAUAACAGCCGACGGCUUUAAAGCCGCUCAACUUGCGUUUCGGGAAGCGGAGGUGGAAGAGACGAUUCGGGUGCUCCGGGCGAUUGAUGAUGGGGAGGGAGAGCGAGUGCUCAGAGAAAACCCGAGGCGUGAGGGAUGGAGUUUUGCGGAGUGGCAGGGUAGGUUGGAUGUGGAAAGUGUGACGAUUGUGGGACAUUCGUAUGGUGCUACGCUUGCUCUCCAAACCCUCCGCGAUGCGCCCUCGAAGAGUUUACCAGUCCGGUCAGCGAUCAUGUUCGACCCUGGAAAAGAAUCCGGCCCCCUAAACUCCGACAUCACCGUCCCCACCCUAAUCAUCAACUCCGGCUCGUGGACCUCCUCCCCGGCCUCCUUCUACGGCCGACCGCACUUUGCCGUUGUCAAGGCCGUCGCGCAGUCCGUCCUCGACCGUGGCGUGCACGCCUGGUUCCUAACCCUGCUGCACACCGCCCACUCCUCCAUUACCGACGCGCCAAUCCUGCAGCCCCUCAUUUUCCGUCUCGUGACGGGAACACGACUAAACGAGCGGCUGGCGCUGGAUGCGUACGUGAACGCGAGUCAUGAUUUCUUGAGGUUUGUGAGGGAUGGGAGAAGGAGGGGGGUGUUGGCGAGUGGAGUUACGAGUGAGGAUGGGCCCUUGGGGAAGGCUGAGGAUGCGGAGAGUGAUUUGAGUGGGUUGUGGGAGGUGCAUGUUGCGCCGGAGCCGGAGUCGGAGGGAGAGGAGAUGUGA
Messenger RNA from Mytilinidion resinicola, 1482 nucleotides. RefSeq names its product alpha/beta-hydrolase. NCBI's taxonomy places the organism in Eukaryota, Fungi, Ascomycota, Dothideomycetes, Mytilinidiales, Mytilinidiaceae. The coding region runs from base 1 to 1482 and encodes 493 amino acids. Gene Ontology annotation, molecular function: 1-alkyl-2-acetylglycerophosphocholine esterase activity. The transcript has 5 exons. The record is from RefSeq and is a predicted model, not a curated record.